Aplosporella prunicola CBS 121167 is the source of this 849-nucleotide messenger RNA. RefSeq lists its product as uncharacterized. The record is from RefSeq and is a predicted model, not a curated record. NCBI's taxonomy places the organism in Eukaryota, Fungi, Ascomycota, Dothideomycetes, Botryosphaeriales, Aplosporellaceae. The coding region runs from base 1 to 849 and encodes 282 amino acids. The transcript has 2 exons.
AUGGACUCCGAUGGAAAUAGCGGGCUGCUGACGGACGCCGAAAAGGAGAUUGCCGCCAUCGACAAGAUUGCGAGGCGCCUCAAGCUUGAAGACGCCGAAUUGAAGGCUAAAAUCAGGGUUAACCGGGUGGAAGUCGAGAGACUAUCGAAAGUACAGUUCCACAACAGAAAUGCUUUCCCGGAAAAUAUUUCAAUCACCACCACAUACUUCUGUACUCAAAUUAUACAUGGCUUCGACGAGUACAGGCCUGUGGAAAAGGGUGUCAUCAUAUGCACAGGCUGUAUCGACAGAGACUUUUACGUUGUAGAGAUUCAGGCCCUUGAAGACACCCAAAGCGCCAUUUACGUAGACACGCUCAUGGACACAGAAAACCCUGCACUGGCAUUACAAGCAUUGAACACCAACAUGAUGAGAAUGCUGCACGCUGAGUAUCUUCCGCAAUUCGACUACAAUGAUAGACAAACCGCCGUCUUCUACGAAACGACCAUUCUUCCAAUAAAAACUCGCGGCUUCAUAAUUGUCAUCACACUGAUCUGGCUCCGCCUCAUCGCCACAUUUUGGAUCACGGUCGCCUUCCUUACAAAAACACGUUAUAGCCGCCUGAACAACGCCUGGCAGGUCCUAAGUCAUCUGCGGACACUAAAAAUGGACGACUUCCUGGACGAAAGCCUCACCGACAAGGAGAUCAAAGAGCGACUUCAAGCCCAGGGCACUGCACAUCAACUCGUGCGCCUCGAACCGAAUGGAGAUGUUGGAGAUAUUGGCUUAUGGCGGCGGAGCGAGAAGAAAGCGGCUCGAGACACCAAGGAAGAAGAGCCGAUUGAAUCGGAGCAGGGUGAGGCGGCGUAG